GAUCACGUGAGCCGGUUCCAAGAUGGCGGCAGGGGUGGCCGGGUGGGGGGUUGAGGCAGAGGAGUUCGAGGAUGCCCCUGAUGUGGAGCCGCUGGAGCCCACGCUUAGCAACAUCAUCGAGCAGCGCAGCCUUAAGUGGAUCUUCGUCGGGGGCAAGGGUGGUGUUGGAAAGACUACCUGCAGCUGCAGCUUAGCAGUCCAGCUAUCCAAGGGGCGGGAGAGUGUUCUGAUCAUCUCCACUGACCCAGCCCACAAUAUCUCUGAUGCAUUUGACCAGAAGUUCUCCAAGGUGCCUACCAAGGUCAAAGGCUAUGACAACCUGUUCGCCAUGGAGAUUGACCCCAGCCUGGGUGUGGCGGAGCUGCCGGAUGAGUUCUUUGAGGAGGACAACAUGCUGAGCAUGGGCAAGAAGAUGAUGCAGGAAGCCAUGAGCGCCUUCCCAGGCAUCGAUGAGGCCAUGAGCUAUGCAGAGGUCAUGAGGCUGGUGAAGGGCAUGAACUUCUCGGUGGUGGUGUUCGACACAGCGCCCACAGGCCACACGCUAAGACUGCUCAACUUCCCCACCAUCGUCGAGCGGGGACUAGGCCGCCUCAUGCAGAUCAAGAACCAGAUCAGCCCCUUCAUCUCACAGAUGUGCAACAUGCUGGGCCUUGGGGACAUGAACGCAGACCAGCUGGCCUCCAAGCUGGAGGAGACGCUGCCUGUCAUCCGCUCCGUCAGCGAGCAGUUCAAGGACCCUGAGCAAACCACCUUCAUCUGUGUGUGCAUUGCUGAGUUCCUGUCCCUGUAUGAAACGGAGCGGCUGAUCCAGGAGCUGGCCAAGUGCAAGAUCGACACGCACAACAUCAUUGUCAACCAACUCGUCUUCCCUGAUCCCGAGAAGCCCUGCAAGAUGUGUGAGGCCCGCCACAAGAUCCAGGCCAAGUACCUGGACCAGAUGGAGGACCUAUAUGAAGACUUCCACAUUGUGAAGCUGCCACUGCUGCCCCAUGAGGUUCGGGGGGCGGACAAGGUCAACACCUUCUCUGCUCUUCUCCUGGAGCCCUACAAGCCCCCCAGUGCCCAGUAGCACCACCAUCAGCCCCAGCUGCUGCCAUUUCACACUCACCCGCCACCCGCCGGGGCAGAGUUUGCACAAAGUUCCCCCAUAAUACAGGGGAACCACUUGGGGGAAGGGAGGCGGGGAGGGGGUCUUUUCCCCCUGGUGGGGCUGGGGGAGCUGUAGAUGCCCCCGCACCUCUCCCCGCCUCUCCUCCCUCAAUAAAAUGAUCUUAAACUA
This is a messenger RNA of Physeter macrocephalus (sperm whale), 1279 nucleotides long. RefSeq names its product guided entry of tail-anchored proteins factor 3, ATPase (gene GET3). NCBI's taxonomy places the organism in Eukaryota, Metazoa, Chordata, Mammalia, Artiodactyla, Physeteridae. Gene Ontology annotation, biological process: post-translational protein targeting to endoplasmic reticulum membrane. The transcript is spliced from 7 exons. Bases 23 to 1069 code for a protein of 348 amino acids. Gene Ontology annotation, cellular component: GET complex. Gene Ontology annotation, molecular function: ATP binding; ATP hydrolysis activity. The record is from RefSeq and is a predicted model, not a curated record.